This is a messenger RNA of Trematosphaeria pertusa, 2400 nucleotides long. RefSeq lists its product as uncharacterized. The transcript is spliced from 3 exons. The coding region runs from base 71 to 1921 and encodes 616 amino acids. Gene Ontology annotation, biological process: negative regulation of transcription by RNA polymerase II; chromatin remodeling; DNA repair. Gene Ontology annotation, molecular function: transcription corepressor activity. NCBI's taxonomy places the organism in Eukaryota, Fungi, Ascomycota, Dothideomycetes, Pleosporales, Trematosphaeriaceae. The record is from RefSeq and is a predicted model, not a curated record. Gene Ontology annotation, cellular component: NuA4 histone acetyltransferase complex; Swr1 complex.
UGCAAUCUCAUCAACCCACGCUCCCUAUAAUUUUUCGCUCGUCGCCGAAUCGACUCGACAAUACCCCACGAUGACGUCCGGCCGCGACGUGCGCGAUAUACUCGGGCUGCCCGUGGGCGGCGACCCUCAGAAGACCUCGACCCAGAGAAAGCCGAAGCCCGCGGCGACCGUGAGGAGAAUACAAGGCGUUGCUCGCGAGGUUGCGGCGCUGUAUGGCGAACGGCCUCCCCCAGUCGCGGUCUACGAAGAGAAGAAGACGUAUCGAGCGAAGAGGCAGAGCACUGGGCCGGCAAAGAAAUGGAUACAGCAACCGUUCAUGAACCAAGCUCGCACCGACGGACUCGUUCUCAAGCACUGGCGGCGCAAGCGCACGAACGCACCUCCUGCACAAGAUGGCGAAGACACAGCAAUGGAGGACGGUGAGAAUACGGAACCAUACAUUGAGUCCUGCGGAGACUUUGCGAAAUACAACAUCACCGCGGACCUUCCUACCUUUACGGACGAGGAGUACGACACACAUCUGCGGAGCGAUGACUGGAGCAGGGAAGAGACGGACUAUCUAUUCGAACUGGUCCAAGCGUAUUCAUAUCGGUGGGCUGUGAUAUGGGAUCGCUACGACUACCAGCCUUCAACUAAAUCGCAUCUCGCCCAAGAAACGACGAACGGAGAUACAAGCCAAGCGCUGGCGGCUCUUCCAUUUGCGCUGCCGAGGCAGCGGAGUGUAGAAGAUCUAAAGGCGCGCUUCUAUGAUAUCUCGGCCAAGCUCAUGAAGCUGCGGAUACCGGAGAUGCAGAUGGACGCAGACCAAUACAGCACGUAUGAGACCCUAACCAAGUUCGAUCCCGUGCUCGAGCGAAACCGGAAGACGCUGGCAGCAGCACUCAUGAACCGCAAUAUGGACGAGGUCAAAGAAGAAGAGUUCCUUCUCGCCGAGCUCCAGCGCAUCAACAUGGCCGCUAACCGUCUUGAUGCCGAGCGCGAGGAACUACGUGCACGGCUGGACGCUCCAGUGCCAAAUCCACAGCUCUCAGCCGGCCUGGCCUCUUUCACAUCCUCUCAAGCUCUACAGGCAUUAUUCUCGCAGCUAUUCCAACAAGACAGGAGCAAGAAACGUGCAUCCGGGGCAGGUCCCGGUCCCGGCAGGCUUAGUAUUUCCGCCAGCGACCUUAUCGCUACUCCUAGCUCGGCGCAAGCACAGAUUUCGGCGAACAGGAGACAGAGCAUGGCACAACCACCCAUUCAGACACCCGUGAAGCAGCUGUCACCCCCACAAGAGUACCGGUUCAACGUGUCGACACACGAGCGGCUCACUUCUGGAGUUACGUUUGGAUCCGACAAGCUUCUUAAGAUGCGGCAAGCGAAGUCAAACGUCCAGACGCAGAAGAUUGCUGCUGCACUAGCGGAAUUAGGUAUCAGCGAAGUCAUCAGCAUACCAACAAGUAAGGUCGGUGAGGUCUUCGAGCAGCUCGUCACCAAAGUCGGCAAGCUCCUCGACGUACGCAAAGUCCGCGAGAAGGAAGAAGGCGAAUGCCGUGUCCUGCAAGCUAUGAAAGAGCGACGAGCAAGUGAAGUGCAACAGGACGGUACCAACGCCGACGACGCCGCACAUUCGAAUACCACUCUCACCCCCGGAGCGAAACAAGUGAUCCCAGAUUCGCAGGAGUCGCCUGAUCGGGAUGAAGAUGGCGAAGAUGAGGAUGCCGAGGGAGAUGCUGAUGCAGAUGCGGAUGCCGAUGGGGAGGUGGACGUUGAUGCAGAGGGCGAGGAGGACGACGAGGAUGCGGAAGGCGAGGAGGAGAGCACGAGGCAGGUGAGUGAGGCUAUGAGUACGAGGGGGCAGAGCGCGAGUGCGGGCCACAAGAGGAGUGCGAGUGUGCUGAGCCAAGCGAGUAACAAGAGCUCGAAGAGGGCGAGGAAAUGAGGUGUGGGGUCCUUCGGGUUGAGGUUUUCUCAUGCACAGCGUAGGCGUUUGGGAGGUUUAUGACAUGGCAAAGGAGCGGCCAGGCAACUGCCUCUAGACCUUUGCUUCUCCAGGAGAUCACACAUCAUUCUCAAAAAAAGGCUAUCCCAGUCCUCAAAAGAACGUUGUAGGAAUAAGUCUAUAUCUUCCGCCCCUAGAUCUUCGCCCUCGAAGGGAAUUCGCCAUCCAACCUGUUAAAAAGUGGCGCUCUUCGUCCACCCCGAAAAUCAUGCAACAUCUCCUUACUCAUCCACAGCUCUCGCGUCCUCGCGAGUCCCCUUUCCAAAUCCACAAAUUUGUCCGCCUGCACGAAGAUCCCUGCGCCGUUCGCCUUCAAUCCCUCAUUGAAUAACCAGCACACGGCCAAGGCAAUCGAUUCGGCCUUGUUGAUCGGCACGCCGACGGCAGCCAUCUCUUUCGCCCACGCGUCGGGCGACAUG